AGAGCUAGGGAUUGCACGAAACCCAGACUUUCUCACUUGCACCCACAUACCGAUACGCCAAGCUCCGCCACCGGUGACACCCAUUCUGUGCGCUACCGAUGACGUCAUCAACAAUACCGAUGUGGACGGGACGCGAGAAGAGUUCAAUUCAUUCGUGGGGUAUAGGCUACUUGUAGAUCAACGAGCUGAAGGAAUCCAACAUGGCAGGACGGGAACGCAAACAAACAGACACGGAUAAAGGAAUUGUGAUCCCAGAUGACUGGCCCGGGUACCCGCUGGAUCUUUUCACCUAUCCCGAGCAUUACUCGGAGGAUCUGGACUGUGUCUACAUCCCACAUGGAGUUAUCAUGGACAGGACCGAGAGACUGGCAAGGAAUAUCUUGGAAGAUCUUGGCGAUCAUGACAUUGUGGUGUUGUGUGUGCUGAAGGGAGGUUUUCAGUUCUGUGCUGACCUGGUGGACUGCAUCAAAGUCCUGUGCCGAAACUCCAACAAGACCCUUCCCAUGAGGGUGGACUUCAUACGUCUCAAGAGCUACCUGAAUGACCAGUCAACUCCAGAUCUCCACAUAGUAGGAGCAGAGAACCUGUCUGUGCUGAAUGGAAAGAACGUCCUGAUUGUGGAGGCCAUCGUGGACACUGGGAAGACCAUGAAGACUCUGCUGGAUCACGUUGAAUCCUUCAAGCCCAAAAUGAUCAAAGUAGCUGGGUUGCUGGUGAAAAGGGUGCCUUGUGGGACAGGUUAUCUGCCAGACUAUGUUGGAUUUGAGAUCUCCAAUCGUUUUGUGGUUGGCUAUGCCUUGGAUUACAAUGAAUACUUUAGAGAUCUCAAUCACAUCUGCGUGAUCAGUGACAGAGGGAAACAGAAAUACAAGAUCUGAAGAUGAUGAUCUCACUCUUGCAUGAGUAUCUGAAUGCUGAUGGAAGGGGUCCAUGGAUCUCACACUGUUCUCAAACGAUCUUCCUUCUUGCCUUCAAUAUGGACCAGUUUAAUUGGCUAAGUUAGAAAUGGAGUACUGGGUUACAACUGACUGAAUACUGCACAGUAUACAUUACAGUAUACAUACUGCAGAAAUAGCAUACUGACACACUACUAUUAGUAUUCUGUAUGUUAUUUAGUCAAUAAAGGGAUAGUUGAACAGAAGUAUUUUGGUUUUGGUGCAACAUGAGGGGGAUUACACUAUAAAAAAGGUUAAAAAAAUAAGUCUGAAACAUGUUUUUCAAUUACUUUAAGCUAUAAUUUAACCAAUUUAAACAUGACGUUAUAUAAGAUUUAACUAGGCAAGAUUUUAAAGUUUACUUUAAAAAAUUUAAGGCAGCAACUUAACUUUUUUUCAC
Rhinichthys klamathensis goyatoka is the source of this 1335-nucleotide messenger RNA. It is a transcript of the gene prtfdc1b, whose product is annotated as phosphoribosyl transferase domain containing 1b. Gene Ontology annotation, molecular function: magnesium ion binding; hypoxanthine phosphoribosyltransferase activity. Lineage: Eukaryota; Metazoa; Chordata; Actinopteri; Cypriniformes; Leuciscidae. The record is from RefSeq and is a predicted model, not a curated record. Gene Ontology annotation, biological process: GMP salvage; purine ribonucleoside salvage; guanine salvage. The coding region runs from base 201 to 878 and encodes 225 amino acids. The transcript is spliced from 9 exons.